Thecamonas trahens ATCC 50062 is the source of this 879-nucleotide messenger RNA. RefSeq lists its product as uncharacterized. The transcript has a single exon. The record is from RefSeq and is a predicted model, not a curated record. Bases 1 to 879 code for a protein of 292 amino acids. Lineage: Eukaryota; Apusomonadida; Apusomonadidae.
AUGGCCACCACCACCUCAUCAAACGCGGCGGAGAACAUCAUCGAGAAUCUUCGCCACUCGCUUGCCAUCCCAGUCCUCCCGCAUCGCUGCGGCUUGUUACAGGAUACCGGCAUUCGUGACCCAAAUGAGCUCUGCACCCUGCUUGCCGACGCCGACAUCCGCAUCGUUGUUCUGACCGUCACCGCGCCAGCUGCUGAUAGCGAUCCCGAGCCUGACGCAGGCUACUGUCUGACGUAUGUCAUUGAUGGCGACAAGAUGGCUGCAAUGGCGGAUGAGCUGUGGCGCUGCCGGCCUGCUGACCACCCUGUGGUUGUUGUCGAUGUCUCGCCGGAGCUCGACGAGCCAACUGUGCUUGCUGUUGACGACCCGGAGAGGCUCGCAGCGCUCGACGCCGUCCUAGCCGUCGCCGCCGACGUUCUUACCGCCACCUCUUCCACUCCCUUGCUGGCCCGUGUCGCCUCUUCGCUCCCCUCGCCGGCGCUCUUGCCGCUCUUCUCCGGCUUGGUCCUCGGCUACCCAGUUGUCCUCGCGCCGCUCGGCUCACUCGCACUCGGCUCCGACCCACGCUCGGCGCAUCGGCUCGGCAACUGCCUUGGUCUUUGCGAUCUCGAUCUUUUUGUGUUUGCUGCCAGCGGGGACUCGGUUAGCGCCGGUACAGGCUCGUCGCGGCGCAGUCGCGGCCGCCGUCGCCGUCGUCUGCCUCCCCCGGCGCUUGCACUUGUCUCAUUCUCGACGCCUGCGUCGCUUGCCGACCACGCUGAUGUGGCGGCGGCGCUGGGCCCAAUCUAUACCGCCGCAGGUAGUCCUAUGCUCACCGAGUCGGGGCUCGAGUUGACUCUUGCCAUCACCCGCAUCUGCUUGCCAACCGUCAUGCUCUGA